AUGGCAGCCAACGCCGAGCUUCCGUCGUCUCCGCCUCCUACUGACACGCCGGGUUUGAGAGCGAACCGGGCCUGUCGGCCUUGUGUACAGAUCAAGGCGAAAUGCGUUCCACUGGAAGGGUCUAUCAACUCCAUCUGUGUACGAUGCCACCGCCUGGGCAAACCCUGCACGACUCCGGCGCCGCUGCCACGCAAACGGCGCAACAACGGAAAACCAACCCGCGUGGCACAGUUGGAGGAGAAGAUCAAUACGCUGACGAACCUCUUGACAUCCAAUGAUGGCCCUCCACCUGCACGGCUUGAUCCUGUCGCUGCUCCAAGUGGUAGUUCUCAACACUCCCAACCUGCUCAUCCUCCUAUUUCGGAAAGCGGUUCUGGUGACCCGAAUGGACUAUGGUCAGCCUCGCUCCUGACUCCAACGUUAACACCACCUACAGGUGGGCGCAACAACAACGCCGAGACCAUCCAGGCUCAAUCCACCGCAACUCAUGCAAUCUGCUGCGGAAAAACUAUGAAACUUGUGGAACCCGCUGGUGUAAAUGCAGGCGGCCACUUUCGAGUGACUCUGGCUCCAGUGUUGGAAGAAAAGUUGUUCAGUGACUUCCGCACACAGAUGAAUAUCCAUUUCCCUUUUGUGGUGAUUCCACCUCAGGCAACGGCUGUUUCUCUUCGGGAAGAGAAACGGUUCCUUUUCCGGACUUGCAUCACUGCCGCUGCUCAAGCUGACCCGCCACUACUAAGGCAGCUGGCAGACGACUUGAUGAGGUACAUCGGAGAGCACAUCCUGAUGAAGGGGGAGAAGUCUCUUGACCUCCUACAAGGGCUCUUGGUGUUCUGCUCCUGGUUUCAGUACUACAACCACAACAAUCCCCAGGUGAUGAACCUUCUACAUUUGGCAACUGCCAUGGCCACAGACCUCGGGCUGAAUCGACCUAAGCAGCCUGCGGUAUUGGCUCCGAUCGGUAUGGUGGUUGACGCUGCGGAGAUGUUUCACGGCAAGUUAGUUAACAACGGUGUCCAGACCUUUGACGACCGACGAGCCCUACUUGGAGUCUACUACCUUUCUGGACAUUUUUCGUCCUGCUUUCGAAGAUCGGAUCCCAUGAGCUGGACGCAACACCUAGAAGAUUGUUGCAAUGCUCUUGUCGCAGCAGCCGAGUAUCCCUCUGAUAUCUAUGCUGUUCAAUUGGUCCGAUUGCAUCGGGUCAUAGAAGUAUAUUCUCCCUCCCUCGGCUUGAUGACAACAUCAAAUGUGCCUCUCCAAAGUCUCAUGAGAUGUCUUGAAAGAGACCUCCAGCAAUACCAGGAGAGCAUACCUUCCAGUCUUGCGGGAAACAAUCUCUUCCAGAUGCAAAUCCAGAGUGCUUAUCUCUGCCUCUACGAAACCAUAUUCGCAGUCCAGGUGGAAAGGGCAUAUCACCGUGCCGAAGCAUUACAUGCCUGUUUAAGUCAUAUUAGUCAAUUUUUUGACAGCUUAGAGGCCAUCCCUUGGCGGUAUGUGCCCAACUUGACUUUCUCGUUCUGGCUGAAUCUCGUUCAUGCCUUGGUUGUUCUGGCCAAGAUGUCGUUCCUUGUCCUCGACGGAUGGGAUCUGCAAUCGGUUAGGGACUCUGAAAUGAACUUCCCGUCGACUGUAGACCGGUUGGUGCAAAAGCUGGAAACCGUAUCCCACCAAAGCCUUUCCUCUGGGGACACGCCAGCAAGUAAUGCAGUUGCAACCCGCUUCAGCUUAUUCGCAGAGAAAAUGCGCCUUUGCAAGAAGUGGUACGCGAGCAAGCUCAACGCAGAAGCCAGCAUCUCCGCUUCAAGUCUUGAAACUGGUGCCCUUCCAGAAAACAUGCCUAUGGAGGAGUUAUUCGGGGGCUUUGAAGACAGCAUCUGGCCAGACCUCACAGCUGAUUGGAACGCCAACAUACAAUUUUAG
Molecule: messenger RNA, 1923 nt
Organism: Fonsecaea multimorphosa CBS 102226
Lineage: Eukaryota; Fungi; Ascomycota; Eurotiomycetes; Chaetothyriales; Herpotrichiellaceae
Exons: 1
Coding region: 1-1923 (640 amino acids)
Biological process (GO): regulation of DNA-templated transcription
Cellular component (GO): nucleus
Molecular function (GO): DNA-binding transcription factor activity, RNA polymerase II-specific; transcription cis-regulatory region binding; zinc ion binding
Source: RefSeq, a predicted model, not a curated record